UGUGGGGCGGGGAUUCCCGGCCGCGCUGCUGUGACGUAGCGCUCGCCCCGCGGCACGUGCGCCGGGUGAGGCCUUCUCUACCUGCUGCGGCGUCCGGAGCAGUUCCCCCGCUCGCCCGGCUCGGGGCCCGGCGGGACGCAGCGAUCUCCCCGCUAGGCGAUGGGCAAGAGCAGGGCGAAGGUGCCGCGGCUGCAGAGCGUGUUCCACGUGGCCAACAGCAAACUCCGCAAGGCCAAGGCCAAGCGCGUCACCACGGGCCUGAAGAAGAUAAACAUUGUGAAUAAUGAAAAAAUUAGCAUGGUAGACAAAGCAUUUACUGAAGUACAGAAAGAAGUCAAGCAACUAUCAAAAGGAAUUUCAGCAGAAUCUCAAAAGGGACAUCUGGUUUCUAAACCCCUGGAAAGUGAACCAGCCAACGUGGAUGCUGCUACAGACUUAUUAUCACAGUUGUAAUGCACAAUGACAGAGCUACAAAUUUCAAAACCAAAUAAUGAUGAAAACUACUAGAUUCUUUGUACAGUUUUAUUAAAAAAAUCUUGUUAAUAUACAAGCAUCAGCACACUUUAAUACAAACUACAAACAGACCUUUCCUAUUGUCUAGGAAAGUGGAAUGUCAGAAGUCAAUGUGAGAAACUUAAAGUGCUAAAACAGAAGGCACUUCACAAAAUUGGUUCACUGAAACAAUUUAGCAUAACCAUGUUACUGUCCUUCACCUUAUAGUUUGGCAGUGAAAGCUUUAAAAUUGUUUGAAAAAGAUUUUAAAAAAUACAAAAAGCUUCUUGGCAGUAAAGCUUCAUACACAAUGCUUUUACCUGUAAGUAACAAGCCUGGGUCAUUACAAAAAAAAAAAAAAAAAAAA
Messenger RNA from Alligator sinensis (Chinese alligator), 859 nucleotides. RefSeq lists its product as uncharacterized. Gene Ontology annotation, cellular component: nucleolus. Gene Ontology annotation, biological process: ribosome biogenesis. The record is from RefSeq and is a predicted model, not a curated record. The transcript has 3 exons. The coding region runs from base 160 to 453 and encodes 97 amino acids. NCBI's taxonomy places the organism in Eukaryota, Metazoa, Chordata, Crocodylia, Alligatoridae.